AUGUCUACCAAAAUCGGCAAAACAUUCACAUCCUUUCGAAAACUCCCACUCGAGCUCCGUCUUGCAAUCUGGGAAUUGGCAAGGCCAGCCGGUCGAAUCAUCGAACUUAAUCUACUCGAAAGAUCUACCAUCAAAGAAGAAUGGAAUGUGACUCAAUUUCCCCAAGCUCCUCAUCAGUCUGACGACGUAGAGAACGGCGACGAAAAUCCGAUCACAUACAACAGAUUAUGGGGCUUUAAAUCCAACACUUCGAUCCCAGCACUCCUACUCGCAUGCCGUGAAUCGCAUGAAGUCGCAUCGAAAUGGUAUCCACGAGUAUUCCAAUGCUAUGCUGACAACCCGCAAACAUUGCGAGUCCCUACCGCCAUGCAAGGACCAGGUUCAGUCUCACUCCCACAGACAUACUUUAAUUUCGAGGAAGAUACACUCUUCAUCACGCCGGAGACAUUUCGUCCCAGAUACAAUGCUGAAAAUGACGAAAUAUCCCGACGCCUCGAUAAUCUCGCGGGCGCCCCUUUAUCAAUCACGACAGGAGUUUCCCGGCUGGUGCAUGAUCCCGAUUUCUUGAGAAUCGAGAACCUGGCUAUCAAAUUGACUUCCGACGAAUGGACUUUGUACUGGGACGCUCAUGCGGAGUGGUUGGCCCAAUGUCUGGAGCGUGGAUUUCGCAACCUCAAGACGCUUACCAUUGUGGUAGAUCAACAUAUUCCAUCUCCUUAUUGGAGAGAAACACAGGGCGUAAAGAUGUCGAAAGAAGAUAGAGCAAAUCUUGUCUACAUGGAUAAAUUAAUCGAUGUCCAAGAUGCGUGCCGAUUCUAUCACCCUGAUCGCCCGAUUCUUGAGCAGGAAAAAACGAAGUGGACAAAACCAAAACCCAACGCCUCGUAUUUCACACAAAAACAUAUCAGAAAAUUGACACAACAUAUGAUGGAUAUUAUCAGAGUCGAAGAUCUUAAAGCUGGGAAAUUGAUGUGGGAUUUGCCAGAGAUACAAUUCAAGAUUGUGCUUCCCGCGAAGAUUCAAAAGAAUCUACAGCGGAACAAGCGGCUAUACAAAAAGGAGUUUGCGGGUUGGAACAGAGAAGCUACUUCCGAGUCGGAAGAAUAG
Botrytis porri is the source of this 1107-nucleotide messenger RNA. RefSeq lists its product as uncharacterized. The coding region runs from base 1 to 1107 and encodes 368 amino acids. The record is from RefSeq and is a predicted model, not a curated record. The transcript has a single exon. NCBI's taxonomy places the organism in Eukaryota, Fungi, Ascomycota, Leotiomycetes, Helotiales, Sclerotiniaceae.